Molecule: messenger RNA, 404 nt
Organism: Lotus japonicus
Lineage: Eukaryota; Viridiplantae; Streptophyta; Magnoliopsida; Fabales; Fabaceae
Cellular component (GO): nucleosome
Molecular function (GO): protein heterodimerization activity; DNA binding; structural constituent of chromatin
Source: RefSeq, a predicted model, not a curated record
GUCUCGUCGUUCUCUACCCAAACUCUCCAAACAUGUCCGGUCGCGGCAAGGGUGGCAAGGUCAAGGGAAAGUCCAAGUCCCGCUCCUCCAGGGCUGGACUCCAGUUCCCCGUCGGAAGAAUCCACCGUCUUCUCCGCAAAGGAAACUACGCUGAACGUGUCGGUGCUGGUGCUCCCGUCUUUGCCGCCGUGAUGGAAUACCUGGCCGCUGAGGUCCUGGAGUUGGCAGGAAAUGCUGCCCGUGACAACAAGAAGACCAGAAUCAUCCCCCGUCACUUGCAGUUGGCCAUCCGUAACGACGAGGAGUUGAACAAGCUCCUUUCCGGCGUUACCAUCGCCCAGGGAGGUGUCCUGCCUAACAUCCAGGCUGUGCUCCUGCCCAAGAAGACCGAAAAGAAGGCUUAA